Messenger RNA from Sceloporus undulatus (fence lizard), 4826 nucleotides. It is a transcript of the gene DHX37, whose product is annotated as DEAH-box helicase 37. Gene Ontology annotation, cellular component: nucleolus; intracellular anatomical structure. Lineage: Eukaryota; Metazoa; Chordata; Lepidosauria; Squamata; Phrynosomatidae. The transcript has 27 exons. Bases 87 to 3515 code for a protein of 1142 amino acids. Gene Ontology annotation, molecular function: ATP binding; RNA binding. The record is from RefSeq and is a predicted model, not a curated record. Gene Ontology annotation, biological process: maturation of SSU-rRNA from tricistronic rRNA transcript (SSU-rRNA, 5.8S rRNA, LSU-rRNA).
ACGAGUUCCGGCGGCAGUGCUCCGGAGGCUUUCCUUGCGGCGGGGCUUUCACGUGGGACGCUGAGCUGGGCUUUAAAGGGGGCCCAAUGGGGAAAGCGGGGAAGCGACGGAACUGGAAGGCUCGGGUGCCGAGGGGGGAGCCUGCCCCUGCCCCGGAACCCCCCGUGCGAGUGGAACUGGCCGAUGAAGCCAUCUUGAAAGGGGUGGAUGGAAGCAAUGCGCUGGUUCUUCCGUCGCGAAAAACCAAAGAGAGAAAAGAAAUAUGUGACAAACGCCCAGAAAAGAAGCCCCUGAGCAAGAAGCAGAAGAAGAUCCUGCAGAAGGUUUUGGAGCAGAAAGCAAAGAAAGAAAAGCGAGCUGAGUUGCUGAGAAAGCUGAGUGAAGUCCAGGCUUCUGAGGCUGAAAUGAAAUUGCUGUACACCACUUCCCAAAUCGGGACAGGAAAGCGGAUGUACCAGACUAAAUGUGCCUUCCAAGAAGCAAGUGUCUCCUGUCCAGAAAAAAUAAGAAGUGUUGGGGGUGCAAAUAGGAAAAGAUUCAGACUUGAACUUGAGCCAGAGGAGGAAGAACAUGGGAAUUCUGAAGAGGAAGAUGAAGAUGAAGAUGAAGAGGAGGAGGAGGAGGAACAGAUUGAAAAGUCAACCCCAGAAGUCUCUAAUGACAAUGUACCACUCAGUCCUCCAAUGAACAUCAUUACGUCUCCACCCACCAUCCCAAAGCAGCAUAGAUCACCUUCAAAACCCUCUGCAGAACCUGCAGUUUUUAUCCCAGUGGACAGAUCUCCUGAGAUUCAGGAAGCCAGGUUGAAGCUCCCAAUCCUUGCAGAAGAACAAGUCAUUAUGGAAGCCAUUAAGGAGAACUCGGUUGUCAUCAUAUGUGGAGAAACCGGCAGUGGAAAAACAACACAAGUGCCUCAGUUUCUCUAUGAGGCAGGAUAUUCUAGCUUUGAUGGCAUAAUUGGAAUCACAGAACCCCGGCGUGUGGCGGCAGUGUCAAUGUCACAACGUGUUGCAGCAGAAAUGAACUUGUCACAUCGGGUGGUCUCAUACCAAAUCCGCUAUGAAGGAAAUGUGACAGAUGAUACCAAAAUCAAAUUCAUGACAGAUGGUGUGCUGUUAAAAGAAAUCCAGAAGGAUUUUUUGCUGUCUAAGUACAGAGUCGUCAUUCUUGAUGAAGUCCACGAAAGAAGCGUGUACACAGAUAUUUUGAUUGGCCUUUUAUCUCGCAUUGUGCCCCUUCGGGCGAAGAAAGGACAUCCAUUGAAGCUGAUCCUCAUGUCUGCUACACUGCGUGUGGAAGAUUUCACUGCCAACAGCAAACUGUUCUCUGUGCCUCCUCCUGUUAUACAGGUGGAUGCAAGGCAAUUUCCUGUGACAGUUCAUUUCAACAAGAGGACUCCACUGGAUGAUUACAAUGGAGAGUGUUUCAGAAAAGUUUGCAAAAUCCACCGCAUGUUGCCUCCAGGGGGCAUCCUGGUAUUCCUCACUGGUCAAGCCGAAGUGCACUCGCUGUGUAGGAACCUGAGGAGAUCGUUUCCUUUCCGGAGAAAUGCACCCCAGGGUGAUGAAGACAAAGAAGAUUCUGUUGAAGCAAUCCAAAGAUUUAAGAAAUCUAGAAGGAAGAAAAUGACGGUGCUGCCCAAAAUUGAUCUGGAUAACUACUCUGUUAUGCCAGUUGAUGAAGGAGACGAGGACAGAGAUGCAGCAGCUGAUGAUGAUGAAGAGGCUGACAUUGCAGGCUCUGAUCUUGAUCUGGAUUUGGGCGACAGUUGCUUGGAAGAAGAAGAGAAACAGGAUUCCUCCCUCCCACUCUAUGUUCUUCCCCUCUACUCCUUGCUGGCACCUGAAAAACAAGCCAAGGUUUUCAGGCCACCCCCUCCUGGGACAAGACUGUGUGUUGUUGCCACCAAUGUGGCCGAGACAUCUCUGACCAUCCCUGGCAUCAAGUAUGUGGUUGACUGUGGGAAGGUCAAGAAACGUUUCUAUGACAAAGUCACCGGAGUCUCCUCUUUCAAAGUCACCUGGAUAUCUCAGGCCUCUGCCAACCAGCGCGCUGGCCGAUCUGGACGGACAGAACCUGGCCACUGUUACAGGCUCUACUCUUCAGCUGUCUUCAGUGACUUUGAAGAGUUCACUGCUCCUGAGAUCACCAAGCGACCUGUUGAAGAUUUGAUUCUGCAGAUGAAAGCUUUAAACAUUGACAAGGUGAUCAAUUUCCCCUUUCCAACUCCUCCGCCGACUGAUGCACUUGUAGCUGCUGAGGAGUUGCUGAUAGCCCUUGGGGCCUUACAAGAACCCCCCAAAUCUGGAAGAAUGAAGAAGCUGCAGGAGGCAAAGCUGAGCUGUCCCAUCAGUUCCCUUGGGGUGAUGAUGGCAGCAUUCCCCGUCUCUCCUCGCUAUGCAAAGAUGCUGGCCCUGAGCAAACAGCAUGGCUGCCUGCCCUAUGUCAUCAUCUUAGUGUCAGCCUUGACAGUUCGAGAGUUCUUCGAAGAGUUCAACAGGCCUGCUGUUAGUGAAGAAGAACAAGACAAACUUAAGGGGAAAAGAGCACGAAUAGUACAGAUGCAACGGAUCUGGGCUGGACAAGGGCCCUUCCAGAAGCUAGGAGAUCUCAUGGUGAUGCUAGGAGCUGUGGGUGCUUGUGAAUAUGCUGGAUGCACACCUCAAUUCUGUGAGGCAAAUGGCUUGCGCUACAAAGCCAUGAUGGAAAUCAGGCGCUUGCGUGGGCAGCUAACAACAGCAGUGAAUUCCAUCUGCUCCGAUGCUGGCCUCUUUGUUGAUCCCAAAAUGAAGCCCCCAACCGAGACGCAGGUGACCUUCUUGAGGCAGAUAGUCUUGGCUGGACUGGGAGACCAUGUUGCCAGAAGAAUCCAAGCAGAGGAACUUCUAGAUGAGAAGUGGAAGAACAGUUACAAGACCCCUCUUCUGGACGAUCCAGUCUUCAUCCACCCUAGUUCCGUUCUCUUCAAAGAGCUCCCUGAGUUUGUGGUUUAUCAGGAAAUCGUUGAAACCACCAAAAUGUACAUGAAAGGUGUUUCGGUGAUUGAACCAGAAUGGAUCCCACUCCUUUUGCGUCCAUACUGCCAUUUUGAAAAGCCAGUGGAGAACCCGCCCCCUUCUUACUGUCCUGAAACGGGCCGAGUACACUGCCACAGAUCAAGCGUCUUUUAUCGAGUUGGCUGGCAGCUCCCUGCUGUGGAGGUGGAUUAUCCAGAAGGCCUUGAGCGCUACAAAUAUUUUGCCAAGUUUUUCCUGGAAGGGAAAGUGUUUAAAACGUUGGCCACCUAUAGCCGCUGCUUGCUGUCCAGUCCCGCCACAAUGCUGAAAACAUGGUCCAAGCUCCAACCAAGAACAGAAACCCUUCUCCAAGCUCUUGUUUCUGAAAGUGCUGAUAAUCGGGACACUUUACUCACUGCCUGGAAGAAGAACCCAAAAUAUCUGUUGACAGAAUAUUGCCAGUGGAUCCCAGAAGCAACACACAAAGAUGUAUCUAAAAUCUGGCCCCCUGUACAGUAAUGCUGUGCCUUUUCAAGCAAAGGUGUGCUCCAGUUCGGCUCACCCACCCCCUUCUGCAUAACCCCAUCCAGGAACCAGUGCUGGCUGUGAAAAUGCAGAAGGGAAAAGCCAUGCCUGUAUUUGGAAGGGAGUAGAGGGCAUGAGAAAAAAAGGAAAGAAAAGCAAAAGAGGAAGAGUAAAGGGAAAGGAAGGGGGUGUUCACUUGCUCCCAAGGAGCAGCUUUAUGUGGUCUUGUGCAAACUUGUUAUGCUUCCAUUUAAGGCAGGCACCAAAUCUGCGCACAGAAAGGGAGAUGCAUCCACAAGUAUUUUCCCUCCAUUAGAUAGAAUGGGGAAGCCCUCUCUUGCAUUGUAUGUGGGCAGUGCAUCAUGUAAAAUCAAAAUAAAUCACUAAGUGAUGAUACAGCAUGUGCUAUUUUAAUACAUUGGCCUUUACAGGGUAGGCUGGACUCACAAGAUGGUUGGACUCCUGACCAAACACAAAUUAUAACACAUUUGUUCUCUCUGGUUUGCUUGGGUUUCUUUUUUGAAGAGCUAAGCAGCCAAAUCCAGCAAGGUGGUCAGGAUAAAGGGAAAUCCUAUAUCUUUAAUACUGGUCGAAGAAGAGGCGUUUGGGAAGGCACAGUUUUUUUGGCCUCUACAUGAUAAACAGUAUCUCCCAAGAUGCCCUUAGCUCUUAAAAUUUCUAAGAACUGCUCCAUACCUUUUCCAUCUAGUCACCCUAAAGUAUCCUUCCUCGACCAGGUGCCCUCCACAUGUUUUGGACCUCGACUGCCAUAAAUCUCAGUGGUCAGGAAUUCUGACAGUUACAGUGCAAAUUAUUUGGAAGGCACCAGGUUGCAGAAAGCUGCCUUAAAGAGAAUGUGGGGAAACAGGUAAAACUGGAAGGUGUUCCGUAUUACAGUUUGGGAUUUGAGGUUGAUCUGAAGAGCCCAAAGCUCUGCUAGUUUAACAAACUUGCUGUUUGGUGGGGUCUGUGUAUAUUCAUGUUCAGGGCUUCACUAGUUGGAGGGGAGCGGGUCUUAGCAUUCCUGAUCUAGAACACCUGUGGAAUGGGGAGUGCAUGGACACCAACACUCUCCCAAUGUUCUGCUACAAAGUUCUUCAACAGUUAUAUUCAGACAUCCUGCUAGAUUAGUGUCGUCCAAACUCUAUACCCUCUAGAAUCUGUUCAUUUAUACUAAGCAUUAUUGUUAACUGCCUUUGGGUUGACCCCAACUCAUGUCAACUCUGUGGAUGAAACAUCUCCAAGACUCCCUAUCCUCCACUGUUCGGCUUCAGUCCUGCAGAUUCAGGCCCAUGACAUCCCUGU